Molecule: messenger RNA, 738 nt
Organism: Chironomus riparius
Lineage: Eukaryota; Metazoa; Arthropoda; Insecta; Diptera; Chironomidae
Source: the annotation of a GenBank genome assembly
AGUUCUCUUUUAAUCUUCACAGACAUAAGUCAUAAGAAAUAAUCAUGAAGACAUUAAUUCUUAUCUCAAUUUUAUUCUAUUUUGUCACCGCAAACGAAAUUGACCUGUGCAUUCAACGAAAAUUGAAACUUUCUGAGCCAAUCGAUCAUAAAAAUAUUCAACGUGACAUCCAGAAUGAGAAUUUAAAGAAGUUCCGCUAUUCUGCACGAUUUGCACUACAAAUUUGUCAUCCAACUUUCGACAUCAUUGCUGGACAAAUUUUUAAGAAAAUGACAAAGCCACAAGUGCCAUUGACUCAGACUGAAUUGAAAUGUUAUGAACUUUAUUUGCUAAAGCAAAAUCCAGAAGGACUUUUGGUGCCAGAACUUGAUAAGAACUUGCUGAAUGGAUUUGAAGGAAGUGACGAAUGCGAUGGAAUUGUCAAGAAUUAUAUUGACACACAAAUCAAGAUUAAAAUGCCAGCUGGAACUGAGGGAGAAUUGAAGUGCAUGGACAAUAGCAUCGAAAAGUACAUGAACGGACGAAUUAAGGCUUUUGCAUUGUCCAAAGGUGGAUAUUCUCUUGAUAUUUUUUAUGACGAAAAGAACCGAUUUGUUAAGGAAUUGAGAGAAGUCAGCGAUGAUCUUAUUGAAUGCAUCAAUAAUUUGUAGGGAGAGAAUUUUUUCAUCAGCUGCUGUUUUUUUGGACUGCAGUUGAGAAUGAUUUGUAAUGAGAGAGUUUAAAAUAAAAUUGACAUCC